Prosopis cineraria is the source of this 678-nucleotide messenger RNA. RefSeq lists its product as uncharacterized. NCBI's taxonomy places the organism in Eukaryota, Viridiplantae, Streptophyta, Magnoliopsida, Fabales, Fabaceae. Gene Ontology annotation, cellular component: trans-Golgi network; endosome. The coding region runs from base 1 to 678 and encodes 225 amino acids. The transcript is spliced from 3 exons. The record is from RefSeq and is a predicted model, not a curated record.
AUGGCGACCCCUGGGAGGAUCGUGUACAUCAAUGGCUCCCCUUAUUACGAUAAUCCUUAUCCCUACCAGAUGCGACCUAGCUCUUCUCUUGCCGCUUUCAUACAGUUCCUUCACAAGCCUCAUUCUGUUCCCUUGGUUUGCAUCUUCUUCCUCUUCAUCACUUGGCUCGUCAUCCGAUUGCAUCACGCUGCCGAUCGCGCUCCUGAUUUCGAAUGGAGUUCCGAGGACGAUCUGAAGGCCAAUUUAGUCAGGUUCAGCUCUGGCAUUGCUUCCCAGAUUGCCAAAGACAGUCGUGGCUGGUUGCUCCAUCCCGUUUCUCUCGCUCCAUCUUCUGGCAUUUCAGGAGGAGCUGUCUCUUGUGCUUCGGUUUCUGUUGGGGAAAUACGACCCGGCAGGUUGAGAGGAAAUCACAGACACCACGAUCGCAACGAGACGCUUCUCUUUUGGGGUGCUACAACAAAAUUUAGGUUGGAGAACAAGAAGGUGGGUGAGAAGGGGUACGCUCAAGUGAUCGUUGGUGGAGAUGAAAUUGCUAUUGCUGCGAGUCCAAGUGGUUCAGCCCACGCCCUGGUGAACAUUGAUCAUAUUCGGAGCACUUUCUUCAUACGAUGCCAAGAUAACGUGACUGAUCAGCAUAAUAGUUCAAGUACAGACGUUAAUGUUUGGAAAGAUCUUUAA